Messenger RNA from Amblyraja radiata (thorny skate), 3422 nucleotides. RefSeq names its product syntabulin (syntaxin-interacting) (gene sybu). Bases 276 to 2312 code for a protein of 678 amino acids. The record is from RefSeq and is a predicted model, not a curated record. NCBI's taxonomy places the organism in Eukaryota, Metazoa, Chordata, Chondrichthyes, Rajiformes, Rajidae. Gene Ontology annotation, biological process: axonal transport of mitochondrion; synapse maturation. The transcript has 7 exons. Gene Ontology annotation, cellular component: cytoplasmic microtubule.
UUAAAGUGGGCCAGAUAAAAAAAUUUGGGCUGUAACGCAACGACUGGGGUCAUUAAAUAGCGGCUUCUACCCUGGGCUUCGGAGAUGCAAUCGCCGGGCGGGUGAAAAGCAUUUGUAUUCAAGACGGGAGUGUGUCAAACUACCGUUGGUGUCGCCCUUUGGGCUGCGUGUAGAACUGCGCCUUGCUGUUCCCGCAAUGUCUAACUGUGCAACUGAUAGCAGCACACACUGCCGUAGACAGACCUAGUUGGCAUCCAGAUGCAAGCGUCUCCGCAAUGGAACAGGAUCAGAAGGUGCAAGAGAAAUGCGGUCCACGCAGUCGCAUCCCCAGACUGGUUCUCCGCCCUUAUUCCCACAUCCAGAAGCGAUCGCCUUCGUCUGAAUCGCCCUUGUCCGAGGAAGAGAGCCGAGAUUACGACCUGAGCUCCAGCCAGUCGCGGAGAUCCACCGCUACCGACAGCAGCAUCAGUUUCUGUUCAGACGAUACUGGAUGUCCAAGCAGCCAGUCGGUAUCCCCGGUUAAAUCUCCUUCAAAGUUGGCCAAUAUUGUCUUAACGAUUCCUACGGUGAAUGAAGAAGAGGGCGGAAAGAAAAAUAACUCUGGAACUGAGUGGAAUACUCACCAUAUUAAACAUAAGAGGGAGCAGAAGUCAUGCCUAGUGCAGCCAGGGAGUGAAGCUGACUUUAGUUCAUCCAGCAGCACAGGCAGCAUCUCAGCACCUGUAGGUCUAAUGUCCAACUCAGGGAGCAAGCGGAGCUCGGCUUCUCGCAGCCGUGGCGUACAUGGAAGAAGCAGCACUUCCAGUGGACACAAACAGUCGGGGAGCCCAACCCUUACGCGGGAUAAAGAUCCAGUCUCCGCGGUGUGCAAAAGUACAGCCAACAUCCGUGAUGUCUAUGGUGCAUCAUCUCGUAGCAGCAGCAGUAACUCCGGUUCAUACAAAGGCAGUGACAGCAGCCCAACUAUCAGGCGGUCUGGUAAAUACACCUCUUGCAGUGAUAAUCAUGGCAUUAAGCCUCCUAACCCGGAGCAGUACUUGACCCCACUGCAGCAAAAGGAAGUUACCAUUAGACAUCUGAGGACAAAACUAAAGGAUUCUGAAAGCAACCUUCAAGAGAGGUGGGAAUCUGAAGUUGUAGAUCUCAAGUCGCAGCUUGCUCGCAUGCGAGAAGACUGGAUUGAGGAAGAAUGCCACCGAGUUGAAGCACAGCUUGCACUAAAAGAAGCACGGAAAGAGAUUAAACAACUCCGUGAGGUGAUUGACACUAUGAAGAACAGCUUGGUAGAGAAGGAUAAAGGGGUCCAAAAAUAUUUUGUUGACAUUAAUAUCCAAAACAAGAAGCUGGAGUCUUUGCUGCAGAGCAUGGAGUUGGCUCAGAAUGGUGCGUCAAGGGACGACUCAUCAUUGGACUGCAUGUGUCCAUCGCCUGUGAAAUCAUUGGCUCGUAGCACAACCUACACUAAAAUGGCUGAGGCCAUGGCCCUUGAAGACCAGGCUGUUGAAGAAAUGGCUGAUAGUGGGCUGCUCGCCAAUGAUGCUAUGGCAAGCAGAGCAGAUCUCUUUGACCAAAUACUGAGGUCCAGACCCACUGAUGGUAGCCCAGGAGAUGGCAGUUGGCCACAAGCCAAUGAAAUGCAGGCUAUCCUUGCCAACAGUCCAGCAUUUAAUAUUUCUGCUCCAAGUAUGAUCUUUAUGACAAGUGAUAAUAGGCUGGUGAGGGAACAGGCGAUCCAGACUGAUGUAGUACCAUAUAGUCCAGAUGUACAGAGUCUCAUUCUACAUAUUCAAAAAUCCCAACAAAACAGCCCAGUCAGCCCAAUAUCUUCAACCUGGGUGUCAGAGGCUGGCCAAACAGAAUGUGCAUUGGAGUUUGAUGCUUUAAUGGAUUUAACUCCAAAUAAUCCUAAUACUGCUAUUCUGGUGUCUAGAUUAGAAUGUGUUAAUCAUGUCAAGAGCUCCCCAGCAAGCACCCACAAUGAACAAGCACAGUACCAACCUAGCAUAAACAGUACGAUGGAGUCCACUUUUACAUCAGCCAUUGAUCAAACAGAUAGUAACGGAUUUAGUGUUUCGGAGGAUCAGCCAUCUGCAGUGUGUCAGAAAAGUUAUUGGAGCAAGCAUUUCAUUGUUGAUUUAUUGGCAGUGGCUGCACCUGUAGUGCCGACGUUGGCAUGGAUAUUUUCCACACACAGAGGUAGAUCGGGGGGACUGUACAAUAUAGGGGCACUUUUGCGUGGGUGUUGUUUGGUGGCCUUGCACUCUCUGCGCACACAGCACACACAAUGUUUACCCCCUCAUUUAAAAAAAUGAUUCCAUUAAUUGCACUUAAAUUUUAGUUCAGGACACUUGAAAAAUACUGGAAUUAGCUUACUGAGUUGUGUUUGUGUGUGGCUCGGGUGUUUCAACACAUCAGUGAGAUUUAAUUUGCACUGCUGAUAUGUAUAGAUAUAUUGACUUAAAGUGAUGAGUUUACAGUGUUGCAAGUGGCUUUUGAAGAAUGGUUAAUUUAUAAAUGUGAAUGUUUUCAUUGAACGAAGGAGAGAAAGAAACUGAAGUGGCCAAAGUUGACCCUCUGCUGAGCAAUGUAGCUAAAUACUUUGUAGAGGUUAUGUUUCACUAAAAGCAUGGGAAAGUGCAGUCUUUUUAAGAGUACAAGCUGGCAUUCAAUUUUAAACACUAUUACAAUAACUAGUUACUAUUUUAAGCACAGGUUAAUUCUCAAUGGUGAAAACUGCUUCAAGGUUCAAACAAAAUCGUUCAUCCCUCUAAGGUAGCUGGAUCUGUUCAAACAUAUUAAGUUCGGCUGUAUAUAUUGUUGCUGUUUUAAGGAGCUGCAGUUUAAUGGCUAUGCUGUAUUUUUAUGUUAAUGAUAAAAAUGGAGGGCAACCAGAGCUUCUUGGCCCUUUGCGGUCAGUUUGUUCUGGACCCUUGUAACUGUUGUGUUGCAUCAAGACAAGCAUCGACUAGUUGGAGCAGUUUGUGACUGUGACCUGUUCUGAGUGUUGCUAUGUACAGUCCAUGGACAUGCUUUAAAAAGUAGUGAACAAAAUGCUUCUCUGUAUUUGCUACUUACAAAAUAGCAUUUGUUAUAUUUGUGUUGUUUUCGAGCUAUGUGCAAUAUUGCUGAAUAACCGUUCUACAUUGUACUUAGGAUGUUUCUGUAUUAAAAGGGUAUACAUUUACUAAAUUAAAGCAUGCCAAAAAUUCACCUGAAAUUUUGUCCAUUGCCUCACCUCUGAAUUCUUGCCUCUUGUCUUGUGUACAAAUAGAGUUUUAAAGUCAUUUUUGUGUAAAUGUAAUCCUUAUUAAAAACAGGAAUCUAAUGUCCAUAUUAAAUGCUUAUGGUGAAAUUUACAAAUAAGUGUAUCAUGCUGUAUAAUUUAUUUAUCUCCAUCUAAAACAUUGAAGAGAACAAUAGCA